AAAUGGGUUGUUGGUAAAUUCGGCAGAGUCUUGCCUAUCCUGCACCUUCGGAGUCAACAGAAAAAUAAAAUUGUGAAAUACGACCCGUCAAAGUAUUGCCAUAACCUUAGAAAGCUGGAGCCAGACUUGACACGUGUAGUUCCUAUAUCUGAGCUUACUUGGCAGUUGGAAGGGAGAGAUGACAGCAUAACCAAGAAGCGGCAAGGAGAGUUCCCUGUAACUAAGAAGCCACCUAAAAAGCUGAGGCAACUGGGCAGUGAGGCUCUGAAUGGAGCAGUAGUUCUCUCUUCUGGGUGCCAGUCACAUUCAAAAAACACAAGCGCAUCACAGCUUGAUCAAAGAUCGAAAUUCAAAUCCAGGGAGAAGUCUAAAUUUCCUCCAUCAAGCAGUCUUAAUAGUGAAAUAUCAAGGAGAAGUCUGUUACCAGAUAAAAGCGAUGUUCCUGGAGUUACAGCUCAAAAUAAUGGGAGUGCUUCGGAUAGUGACAUUGAUUCUGAAGAGGAAAUCAGAGCAAUGGUAAAGAAGGAGAGAGAAAUACAGAAAACUGAAAAUGUUGAGACUGAAAGUGACCACUUGGAAAUUGUUGGGGAUAAUUUUGAAUUAAAAUACAAUAGUCACUGGUCCUUAAGCAAUCCAGAUGCCGCGAAGAACGCUGUCAAAGGAAGUUAUAGGGAGAAAGAAACUAUGGAAUGCGAUAAUGGCUAUGACUCAGCAGAUACAGAUGAAAUUAUUGCUGAAAGUAAAACUCCAGAUCGAAGUAGCAGGAGAACUGCCAUUUUAGAAGGUUCUGAAUGGGUGAAGGUGGAAAAUAAAGAAAUAUUAACUAACAAAAAAUGUGAUUUGGUAAGCGACUCCUCACUGAAGCCUUGCAAUUUCAAAGAAGAAUACAUUGAAAGAAAAGGGAAAAUUAAAAAAUCCAAAAUUGCUGCCUUACAGAGUACAGCAGUUAACAGAAGAACAAGUGAUAGUGAAAGCUCUUAUUCAGAGCCUGAGGAAGGGGAGUCUGAAAUCAGUUCUGAUGAUGAGUCCAUGAUGCAAAACUCUUAUCGCUUAGACCUCACACUAGAUGACUUAAAAGCCUUAGCUGCUGAAAACACUGGGACACCAGGAGAAGAAUCGGACAGUACACAGAAUUCUAGUCAGCGUAGUGUUGAAGAAAAUUCUAAGAGUAAUGUAAAUAAAAUAAAACUUUCUAAAUCUUGCCCUGCAGUUAAAAAAAAAUGUAUCUGUCCUGAAGAUGUAGUUGCUGCAAUUUUAGCAGGGGAGGAGAAUGCUGAUAAAGAAUGCUCCAAGGGACAAAAUAGUUCAUGUUUGAAAUAUCAGCCCUUCAGAGGAAUGGGGUCCCUUUGUGAAAAAGAGUUAACGAAAGACAGCAGUGGCUUAAGGAAAAGGUCUGUAGAAAGUUUAGGUCUUGAAGCUUGUAUUUCUUAUUGUGAGGAGGAGUCGUCUAAAAGGCCAUCUAGGAACCAUCCAUUGUAUUCACUUGGAGUCAGCAAUAAAACGAGACAAAAUAAGCAUCGCGAAGAGCAUAGGGAGUUGUCAGAUGCUGCCUCCUUAGCAGAU
Pterocles gutturalis (yellow-throated sandgrouse) is the source of this 1563-nucleotide messenger RNA. Its product is annotated as nucleolar protein 8-like. NCBI's taxonomy places the organism in Eukaryota, Metazoa, Chordata, Aves, Pterocliformes, Pteroclidae. The record is from RefSeq and is a predicted model, not a curated record. The annotation marks the transcript as partial. Gene Ontology annotation, molecular function: RNA binding. The transcript is spliced from 2 exons.